Dromaius novaehollandiae (emu) is the source of this 2777-nucleotide messenger RNA. It is a transcript of the gene RSPO2, whose product is annotated as R-spondin 2. NCBI's taxonomy places the organism in Eukaryota, Metazoa, Chordata, Aves, Casuariiformes, Dromaiidae. The transcript has 5 exons. The record is from RefSeq and is a predicted model, not a curated record. The coding region runs from base 67 to 792 and encodes 241 amino acids.
CGCCCGGGGCCGCCCCGCGCCGCUCCUCGCCCGGCCGUGCGGGGCUGCCCGCCCCAGCGGCCCAGGAUGCAGUUCCGCCUCUUCUCCUUUGCCUUGAUCGUCCUCAACUGCAUGGAGUACGGCCACUGCCAAGCCGCCCGCUGGAGACGCGGCAAGAGAGCUAGCUAUGGACCAAAUCCAAUUUGCAAAGGCUGUUUAUCUUGUUCAAAGGAUAAUGGGUGCAUCAGAUGCCAACAUAAGUUAUUCUUCUUCCUACGAAGAGAAGGAAUGAGGCAAUAUGGUGAAUGCUUACAUUCCUGCCCAUCAGGGUACUAUGGACUCCGAACGCCAGAUAUGAACAGAUGUUCAAGAUGCAGAAUAGAAAACUGCGACUCCUGCUUUAGCAGAGACUUUUGUACCAAGUGCAAAACUGGCUUCUACUCGCACCGAGGCCGCUGCUUCAGAGGAUGCCCUCCGGGCUUUGCCGCCUUGGAAGAGAUUAUGGAGUGUGUGGAAGGCUGUGAAGUGGGUCAGUGGAGUGAGUGGGGAACUUGCAGCAGAAAUAAUAAAACAUGUGGAUUUAAGUGGGGCCUGGAAACAAGAACAAGACACAUUGUGAAGAAGCCAGCGAAAGACACAGUACAGUGCCCAACCAUUGCAGAGUCCAGACGGUGUAAAAUGGCCAUAAGGCAUUGUCCAGGAGGAAGAAGGACAGCAAAAACAAAGGACAAGAAAAAGAAGAAAAAGAAUUUGAUGGAAAGGGCUCAGAAGCAGCACAGCAUCUUUCUAGCUACAGAUAAAACAAGCCAGUAAAGACUUGAUUUUUUUUAAUAUAUAUUUUGCAAAGUGCACAAAAGCUGCUAUAUGCUCCUGCCCAUGGAUGCACUACGAUUCAGCUGCUUUGACAGUAUUGGUGGCAAAUAACUUGUGAAAAAAGCCCACAAGUUUGUUUGUUUUAUUUAUAUAUUUUUUAUUUUAUUUUUCCCUCUUAUUUUUGACCUGAAGACUUCAAAGUCAGGAGUGCACUGAGUUGAAUCAGUGGAAGUGGUGCUGAAGUGUGUCAAAGAUUUCGUGUGAGUGCCUAGCCAACACGUUGGCACGGAGUGGAAGCAGGAAGGAAAUCUACAGUCACCAUUAGGCGGACUUAUGCAUAUUUAAAUAACAAAGCAGAAGUCUUGGAGGUGUAGGUACUAUUGCAUUUAUGGCCUUUGUUUCCUAUAUUUGUACAUUUCAAGAGUAAAUGGAUAUGACUUACCUACUUAGCGCUAACGUGCAUUGUUCUCAGCACCCGUUACAUUGAAACAGCUGUAUAAUAAAACUGCUUUAAGACAAUAUACCACAGGAGUUACUGCUUAGAGUUCCAGAAGCACAACAGGCCCUAUGUGUACAUAUUACUCUGUAUACAUAUAAAUAAACAUAUUUACUGUACAUCUAUGCAUUUUUAUGUAUAAUACAUUAUACAUGUUUAAAUUAAAGUUAUGUCCUGUACCAACAGGACAUAACUUCUAGUAAUAUACUUUAAUAUAAUCCAGUAAAUGUUUACUUUUUAUUAUGUUUUAAAUAUCUUUUCAUAUUUCUCGAUACUUACAAACCAGAUUUUUUCUCAUUUGUAAAGCACAUUUGGAUGGCUACACUACCUUGUAGUGACCCUCACGGUGGAGCGUCAGCUCAGAAGUAUACUUUCCCAACUCGUAAACUCAAGUCUUUUCCGCUAUUCUGCUAUCUCAGCCCCAAUCUCAGCCCCUACACUUCUCACAAAAAGAAGUGCAGCUUUUCUAAGAUGAGGCAUGAUGAUGAUAGAUAUUUUGAGUGUCAGGAAGAAAAUAAUAUGGAAAGCUCUUGGUAUCUAAGAUUAUACAUGUAGCUUUUCAAAUAUAAUGCACAGUAUUUUAUUUCUGUUAGCCCUGAUUCAGUCAGAUGCAGCAAUUGAGUACCUAAAUAAGGGAGAAAUACAAGAAGAAUCUGUGUAAAUUCAGAAGUAUAGCAAACACCAGUCCCAGUUCCCAGUGUUGCCAGUUAUUUAUAGAAAUUCAGCAUAUCUAAUCUGCAUCUGUUCAUUUUUGCAUUUUCUUUGUAGGGAAGUAAAAAUGGCUCAGGAUGUGUAAACUAGUAGUCUUGCAUUAUUGGGCUUGUAUUCAAGGAGAUUUUUGAAGGUCUGCCUGUAAAAGUCCACAUGAAAAUGGCGUAAUUUCUACCGCCACUUAUAGAAGUUCUUCCAGUUCUAGGACUAAAACUAUAAUUGCAUUGUUACCUUCACAAACCAAGGAGAAGGUAAAACAGACCCCUAAAAAUCUUUUUGUCAUAGACUUUAGAAAAAUCCCACAAAUCUCACAAUUUUAGCUUUAAUGAGUUUUAUGCUUUAUAAAUAAACUAGGGAAAUAAAGCAUCUAUAAGCACAAAUAUAUCCAUACGUAGCUAGGAGGAAUGUUGCUACAAAAAAGUGCAGUAGUUAGUCAUAUAUGAAUGUUGUAUGAAACUGCUUGUGGACUUCCACUUAACCAUGAAGUUUUCACCUUCUCUCAUUUACAGUAUGUUCAUAUUUACCUAGAGCAUAAUAUUGUUAAGGACAGAAAGAUUGUUUUGAUCCUGGGCUGCUGUUCUGGACUUUAAAUGGUUUACUUUAAAAAUAAGGACAGUAAGAACUGUGGCUGCCUGUUUGCUUACUGUCUGUCUGGUUAUCAAAUUUGGCUGCAAGUGCAGUGAAUAUCCACAUAAAAUCCUUCUAGUAGUGGUCACAAAUAUUGUAUUAGGCAUGUCAUAAAAAGAAUGCUACAAAAUACAAUAAAAUGUUGUCGCAA